Molecule: messenger RNA, 1590 nt
Organism: Aspergillus clavatus NRRL 1
Lineage: Eukaryota; Fungi; Ascomycota; Eurotiomycetes; Eurotiales; Aspergillaceae
Exons: 4
Coding region: 1-1590 (529 amino acids)
Source: RefSeq, a predicted model, not a curated record
AUGAAAACCACUGUGAAUCCAGUGGACACAGUUACAUCUGCCCUCAAAGAUCGCAAACUUCCUUUUAAAUCAGAAGAAAUAGAGUCAGCCUUUAUCGAGGACUCAAACAAGGAUGAGAACAUACAAUGGGUGGAAGAGCACCUCAGUUACGACACUCUUCUGUCGCAAGAAGAGCUCACCUUAUUCACAACCUUAGAGAGCUCCGGCGCGCUGCGAAAUGUCCUUCCUGGUCCAAACCUCGGUGCUACACGGCCACUUCUCGACGAUGAUCUUCGUGCUGCAAUCGAAUCGUUGAACUCGUCGACAUCCACAACACAAGAACAAACCAGAUUAUUGAACCUGCAAAAUGAAGUCUUGAUUAAACAACUUCGUCUGCGCGAUGAUCGGGAAGCCCGACAGCAAAGGGAUAUUCAACGGCUGCGCCAGAAACAUGAUAGUGGGAGACAACACAUAGCAGCUGCGUCUAGUGAUCUCGCGCAUGAUUUGGAGGUGACACUGAAAAAUGAAUUGGAAAAGACGGCCACCGAAGGCAAAAAAAUACUGUCCACACUGACCGGACGGCUGAAGGACGAUGAUAAAUUACUCGCAGACCUGGAGCAAACAGCGUCUAGCGUCCAAUCCACAACAGACGAUGCCUCGAUUGUCAGACGAGCGACCGAACUUGGCUCAAUGCUUGCCGAAUUGGUGGCGGAGGAAAUACAGUGCCGCCUAGACCGACUGUAUAUGGAAAGUUUGAAGGCAGGACUGAAGGAUAUGGCCAACCUGUCAGCAAAUCCCAACGAAGACGAGGACGCUCUGAUCACUCUUGGAAAUGAAUUGGAGUCUCUGUAUCCAGAGAUUGACGUGUUGGCUGAAAUGUCCACAAAGCAGCUUUUCUACGAGCCUAUCGUUCGCGAGCUUCAGACUCUCCACGGUCAGCUUCGCAUAGCCUCCUAUAGGAAGCUUGAACAUGUUGUGGAACAGGUCUCCGAUACCAUCUUGGAGAUGACGUCGUCGACUGAAAGAUCUAUCAAGCUAUUACAAGAUCGCGAAUCGCACUGUGCUACGCUUGAGGCUCUUGCUACCUCUUACAGAGCCGAGAUAGGCGAUCAAUUCUCCGAGAAGCCUUCCUCCAGGCGCGACACUCUUAGCCUGAAGAGGCGUUCCACUUUGCACACACCUGUUUUCACUGCCCCCGGGAAGCGCAUAGACCCCGCAGAGAUGCAGGCCCUCGGAAGUUUCCUGCGCCGCAUCGGUCUAUCUGUAGAGUCUGUGUUUAAACCAGAAGACGGAGAGGGAGAUCGCGGCAGCGAGGCUCUAUUCGAAAAGCGACAACACCUCGUGGAGUGCUUACACAAUAUGGGCGUCGGAGCUCAAUUUCCCUUGGUGGCUGAAUUGACUCCGAGUGAUCGGGCGUCUCUGUUGCUCACGUCCUCCUUGUUGGCUCAUUCUCAAUUCAAGAAUUCGCUCUCGGCCGUUGGCCAAGAUAAGGAGCUUACUGAACUUGAGUCGCGAUUGGGCCAGAUCCAGAAAGGAAUCGAACGACUCAAUCUGGAUGUUCUCUACCAGCGGGACAGGAACCAGGAGAAAUUCAUGGAAAGAUGGAGAUAA